Molecule: messenger RNA, 2706 nt
Organism: Lecanosticta acicola
Lineage: Eukaryota; Fungi; Ascomycota; Dothideomycetes; Mycosphaerellales; Mycosphaerellaceae
Source: the annotation of a GenBank genome assembly
AUGGGGAGCUCUGUCAGACGAAGGUCCGUCUUCCACGAAGUCGGCCUCGACGACUUCCACCCGCAAUCGAUCCCUUCUUCGCGGAGCUCCAGUUCGGGAUCGGCCUCGUCCCGGCGUAAACGCCCUUCCCGAGGCGUUCGCUUCCGGAGCAAAGACGACGUGAAGGUUGUCGAACGAUACGAAGAUGCCAUAACGCCAAGCCAGAGUCACGGGACGCAUCCUCUGCAAUCAUCACCUCCCACCACGCUGGCAUACACAGAGUCUCCACUACCGCCCAAGAAGUCCAUCAUGUAUCGUUUUGCCGCGAUGGCUCUUCUGGCUGUGGCCACACUUCCUUUCUUACAUAAUCCUCCUCUGCUGGGCCAUGCAUCGCUCCCGCUGCAACCGGUCAGUGGAGGACCCAUACCUGAGAGAGGUGCAGAAUACCAAGAAAAGGCACUGGCACGAAGAGCAGACAGCCCCACCGAUCUUUGUUUUCGAUGGGCACAGCAAUGUACGUACCCAGGAACGGACCAUUGUCAGUUCGUACUGACCUUCUGGUAGCUGCCAUCGUGAACGGCACACUCUACCUGUAUGGGGGAGAAGCGACCACCCAACCUAGCCAGUCGCAGGACACAUGGAACAACAACUUUCUAUCCUUGGACCUCACCAAGACGUGGCAAAUCGCUACCCCUUCGUUGACUGGUCUGCCGCAGCCAUCUGGCCCACCUAAUGUUAGUCUCGGCUAUCUCUGGAACUCGCACGAUUCGCUAUUUCUGUACGGAGGAGAGUUCAGCUGGAAACCAGUCCAGUCACCGACAGCCUUCUCCCUUUGGGAGUUCAACGUUGCCAACUCCCAAUGGGUCGAGCACAGCAAUCCAGUGACGUCGAGCGGCACCAACGCACCGAGCAGCAGCCAAGCCGUGCAGCGCUCAGCAGAAGGCGCGGGCGUCACCGUUCCUUCUCUUGGUCGAGGCUUCUACUUUGGCGGACACCAGGAUGGCUACACGACUCAAGGCUGGUCGCAAAGCAUACCAAGGAUUUACCUCCAAUCGCUGCUCGAGUUCACCUUCCCCGGCUAUACCAAUGAAGGAGUCAGCUCUCUCUCGGACAACAAGAAAGCUGGCAGCGAUGGAGUCUUUCGCAACAUCACCCAGGGCGGGCUCCAAUCUUCGGCCGGCUUCACACAACGUGCGGAUGGCCUGCUCAUCUACGUUCCAGGAUUUGGUGACGAUGGCAUAUUGCUUGCGCUCGCCGGCGGGACAAACGAGGUACGAUAUUGAAUGGCAGAAGCCAUCCCCAAAGCCUGUCUCAUGUCUGAGCCAUGAGCAGGCUUCCCAACCUCGUGUUUUACUUCGCCAUGUCCGAGACACCAGCUGACCUUCCACCCUUCUAUAUGCUAGACCUUCACGCAGAUGAACAACAUCGACGUCUACGACAUCGCAAACAGCACCUGGUACAAGCAGGCCACGUCCGGGUCGACGCCGGAGAUUCGCGUGAAUCCUUGCGCUGUUAUCGCUGCCGCACCGGAUGGCAGCUCUUACAACAUCUACAUGUUCGGUGGACAGAACUUGAUCCCUGCCGGAAACCAAACACAAUACAAUGACGUGUGGAUCUUGACCUUGCCUUCUUUCACCUGGAUCAAAGUCGAUCAGAGUGGUCAGAGCGUUCCCUACGGAAGGAGUGGCCAUACGUGUAACAUCUGGGAUGGCCAGAUGGUCGUGGUGGGAGGCUACACUGGUGAUCAGUCGCUAAGUUGCGACAGCCCUGGAAUCUACGUCUACGAUCUCAGUGCGCUAGAGUGGGUCAAUCAGUUUACGGCUUCUUCUCCUGGGACCGACGACGGCUCCUCCUCGAGCUCUGGAUCUGGAUCUGGCUCUACGGGAUCGAAAAAUCCGUGAGUACAGACAACACCCUACUAUACUUGAUACUGACCAUAUCUGUAGAUUCAACCAACAACUUGCGCAGAAAUACUCAUCUUCCUCUCCCGGCGGUCUCGAAGGCUCCUACGGCUACCAGGUCCCCGACGCAGUCAUCAAGGUCGUCGGCGGCGACAAGACCGGUGGCGCAACUCUCACCACACCUGUCAACACAGCCACCGCCGGCCCUCUCGCCACGGGCAAGCCCGUCACCUACACCGUCACGAAUGCCGAUGGCUCCACGACAACGUCCACCUCUGGUCCGAACAGCAGCAACGGCUCUAGCGGCGGUGGUAGCGGCACCAAUGUCGGGGCGAUUGUCGCUGGAUGCGUUGCGGGAUUCUUCUUCAUCGUGGCUUGCUACCUCGCUUUCUGCGCCUGGGUCUAUAGGAAACAGCUCCAACUUUACAAGCGCCACGCCGAACUGGCACAGGCACAAGCGAGAGGAGAGAAAGUGCCCGCGAUCCCCGGCCUGCUGCCAUCUGAUAAUGCCGCCUCCUCUCGGAACACCCCUUCCCACCCGAGUUCCAGUCAAGGCGCCGGCUUUGGCCCCUGGGCUGCGAUUAACAGCGAGAACGCUAGCUUUCACUCACGAGGUGAGAGUGGCGGCGGCGGCGGAGGCUCGACAGGCUUGCUAGGCGCUGCCGGUGCGGGUACCGCUGUCGGCGGCGCGGGAUAUUCCAGCCUGAGACGGGGCAGCGAGGGGAGCGAUGCGCAGGAUGAGGAUUUGCUGGGUGGGAGAGAGCCGACGUUUAUCGGGGUCAUGUUGAAUCCGAGGAAGAGUUUGAGGGUUGUCAAUCAGGACUGA